Molecule: messenger RNA, 1105 nt
Organism: Zalophus californianus (California sea lion)
Lineage: Eukaryota; Metazoa; Chordata; Mammalia; Carnivora; Otariidae
Product: 28S ribosomal protein S14, mitochondrial-like
Exons: 1
Coding region: 401-787 (128 amino acids)
Biological process (GO): translation
Cellular component (GO): mitochondrial small ribosomal subunit; ribosome
Molecular function (GO): structural constituent of ribosome
Source: RefSeq, a predicted model, not a curated record
AAAAAAAAAAAAAAAAAAACAGUACACUUGGAAUUAUAAAUUUUAUUCAUGAAGGAAAACUAAGAAUGACUUGGAUGGAAAAUAAGGGUAACCAUUCUGGAUUGAAAGAUAAGGGAGGGCUUCUUUGAGGAGGUGAUAUUUAAAGCCAAAACUGGAGGAAGACAAAAAGAAAAUCAAGUAAAAUUGAGGACUGGAGCAUUUCAGGCAGAGGAAACAGGAUAAGGACCCUGAAGCAGCGACGUGCGCCAUGUUCCAUGAGUGAUGGUGGGAAGUGAGGGGGUGGGAGAGAGCCGCAUCAAAACCCUGAGGCCCUGGGAGUUGUGACAUUAAGUGGUCGCUGAAGCCAAAAGCAGAGUAGUGACCAAAUUCUGUUCUUAAAAGAUCUCUCUGGGGGGACAACAUGGCGACCUCCAUGCUGGGCUCUCUGCUGCGGACCGUCCGGCAGAUGGUUCCUUCAUCACCUUCAGGCCAAGUUCGAGGUUAUUACCUAGACUGGAAAAUGUUGCGUGAUGUGAAGAGACGAAAAAUGGCCUAUGAAUAUGCAGAUGAGAGGCUACGGAUCAGUUCACUCAGGAAGAAUACCAUUUUGCCAAAAGAUCUUCGGGAAGUGGCCGAUGGAGAAAUUGCUGCCCAUCCCCCGGAUAGCUGCCCUGUUCGAAUCCGACAUCGGUGUGUUAUGACGUCCCGUCCACGUGGUGUAAAGCGGCGCUGGAGGCUUAGUCGUAUUGCCUUCCGUCACUUAGCAGACCACAGGCAGCUGUCAGGGGUCCAGCGAGCAAUAUGGUGACCCACUCUGGAACCUACUGAGCAGGGGAACCAGUUCUGGCAAGAAGAGUCUUCUCUAACAGACAAAAACCUAGUUUUGUAGGGGUCCAGUAUGGGAGUUUAGUCUACCUGAUGCUGCCUAUGGUUAAAUUACCUUUUAAUUUUAAAUUAAGAAAUUUGGUGGAUGUUUCAGUCAGUGAAUUCUGGCUCUUUGAAUUUUCUCUUGGACUUAAAAAUUAACUGUACUGUUUUCAUACAUAGUACAAGGAGUAGAGUAAUAAAAAAUAUUCUGUGACAAUAAAAAAAAAGAUCUCUCUGGGGGCACCUGGGUGGCUCAGUU